This is a messenger RNA of Mesoplodon densirostris (Blainville's beaked whale), 3406 nucleotides long. RefSeq names its product cell adhesion molecule 3 (gene CADM3). The record is from RefSeq and is a predicted model, not a curated record. Gene Ontology annotation, cellular component: presynaptic membrane. Bases 147 to 1439 code for a protein of 430 amino acids. Gene Ontology annotation, biological process: homophilic cell-cell adhesion. NCBI's taxonomy places the organism in Eukaryota, Metazoa, Chordata, Mammalia, Artiodactyla, Ziphiidae. The transcript has 10 exons.
CUCCCGGUCCCCGCCUCGGCCCCGGGCUCCGAAGCGGCUCGGGGGCGCCCUUUCGGUCAGUGUCGUCGUCUACCCCCCUCCCCAGCCCCAGCCCCUGGGGACCCAGGCUCGCCAGCGCCCAGCCAGGGAGCCGGCCGGGAAGCGCGAUGGGGGCCCCUUCCGCCCUGCCCCUGCUCCUGCUUUUCGCCAGCUGCUGGGCGCCCGGCGGGGCCAACCUCUCCCAGGACGGCUACUGGCAAGAGCAGAAUUUGGAGCUGGGGACUCUGGCUCCACUCGAAGAGGCCAUGAGCUCCACAGCCUGGAGCAACCCUGACAUGCUGGCCAGUCAAGACAGUCAGCCCUGGACAUCUGAUGAGACAGUGGUGGCUGGUGGCACCGUGGUGCUCAAGUGCCAAGUCAAAGAUCAUGAGGAUUCAUCCCUGCAAUGGUCUAACCCUGCCCAGCAGACUCUCUACUUUGGGGAGAAGAGAGCCCUUCGAGAUAAUCGGAUUCAGCUGGUUAGAUCUACGCCCCAUGAGCUCAGCAUCAGCAUCAGCAACGUGGCCCUGGCAGACGAGGGUGAAUACACUUGCUCCAUCUUCACUAUGCCCGUGAGAACUGCCAAGUCCCUCGUCACCGUGCUCGGAAUCCCACAGAAGCCCAUAAUCACUGGCUACAAGUCAUCGUUACGGGAAAAGGAUACAACUACCCUAAACUGUCAGUCUUCUGGGAGCAAACCUGCAGCCCAGCUCACCUGGAGGAAGGGUGACCAAGAGCUUCAUGGGGAACCAACCCGAAUACAGGAAGAUCCCAAUGGCAAAACCUUCACCGUGAGCAGCUCAGUCACCUUCCAGGUCACCCGGGAGGACGAUGGGGCAGACAUUGUAUGCUCUGUGAACCACGAAUCUCUAAAGGGAGCUGACAGAUCCACCACUCAACGCAUUGAAGUUUUAUACACACCAACAGCGAAGAUUAGGCCAGACCCUCCGCAUCCCCGCGAGGGCCAGAAGCUGUUGCUCCACUGCGAGGGGCGUGGCAAUCCUGCCCCCCAGCAGUACCUAUGGGAGAAGGAGGGCAGUGUGCCACCGCUAAAGAUGACCCAGGAGAGCGCCCUGAUCUUCCCCUUCCUCAACAAGAGUGACAGCGGUACCUAUGGCUGCACAGCCACCAGCAACAUGGGCAGCUACAAGGCUUACUACACUCUCAAUGUGAACGAUCCCAGUCCAGUGCCCUCAUCCUCCAGCACCUACCACGCCAUCAUUGGUGGGAUCGUAGCUUUCAUCGUCUUCCUGCUGCUCAUCCUGCUCAUCUUCCUUGGCCACUACUUGAUCCGGCACAAAGGAACCUACUUGACACACGAGGCGAAAGGCUCUGACGACGCCCCAGAUGCGGACACAGCCAUCAUCAACGCAGAAGGCGGGCAGUCGGGCGGGGACGACAAGAAGGAAUAUUUCAUCUAGGGGCAGCCCCCCAGGGACCCCGUGGGGACUGCUGGGGUCAUCACCAACCUGGACUUGUACAGAGCGACCCCAGGGCUGCCCCUCCCGCUUGCUCCCCAGCCCCCCCCCGCCACCCCCCUGUACAGAAUGUCUGCUUUGGGUGCGGUUUUGUACUCGGUUUGGAAUGGGGAGGGAGGAGGGCGGGGGGAGGGAGGGUUGCCCUCAGCCCUUUCCGUGGCUUCUCUGCGUUUGGGUUAUUAUUAUUUUUGUAACAAUCCCAAAUCAAAUCCGUCUCCAGGCUGGAGGGGCAGGGGUCCUGGGGUGAGGAAAGCAAACAACAAAAAAAACAAAAACAAAAUAAAAAAAAACCCAGAGUGUUAGGAGGAGAAUGAGGAAAGGGUAAGGGCAGGAAAGAAGUGGGGUCAGUUUGGUGGGGGGCUCUCACCAGCCCUCCAUCUUCUGCAGCAGGGGCUCUUCCCGGACUUCUCCAGGGACGGGGAGGUUGUGACCAGGAGCUGGAGGUGGCUUUUCCUCUGUUAGUCGCACACCUUGAGCUCUGGACACAGGAGCAGGUACCAUCUGACACCCCUUCUCCACCCCAACAGGAAAGGAGUGAAUGGGGGUCCCUGAGGGGAUGUGACCUGCAGGUGGCAUGCAGCCACACAUGCGGGGGCCCAGGGCUUCCCCAUGGGGGACGACACAGGUCCUUGCAGGAGGGGCAGAUUUGGAGAGGAAGGAUGGCGGAGAUGGCCCCCCCACGAUGAACGAAGCCAGGCCCUUUUCCCAGGAACCGCCCUUGGGGGGUGGAUAGCAGAGCAAGGCUGCCCCUCCUUGCUCCAGCAGCUGUGGGAGAGGCACUGCUCUGGGCCCUAAACUGCAUCCGCUUCCCCGGCGAGGGUCCCUUCACUCUCACCCGAGCCCCUGGCCUGUUGCACGUCAACCACUCAUCUUAUGGCAUUGCUCAGCAACUCCUCCUCCCCGUCUUGUGCUGCCCUGUGCCCCUUCCUGUUCCCGAAGCUGUCCCUUAGUCCUCCCUCCCUCCCUCAGCAGCCAGGCAGACAUAACAACAAAAAUACUAAAAGGAGCUUCACUGCACUGAGCUGUUUCCUGCCCAAACGAAGGGAAUAAUGUGAGUGCGUGUCUGUGUGUGUCUGUGCACAUAUGUGUGUGAGUGAGAGGCAGAGGGGCUCCUGGGCAUGUGGGCAGGCUGUGGGAGGAGGGCUCCUGUAAAGGAGGGCUUUGGGAGCUGAUGGUCCCUAGGCAGGCUGUGUACCUCACCUGGGAUGUUGCUCCAUCCUGGUAUUUUCCAUGCCGUCCCCAGCGCCCAUCUGUCAUGGAGAAAACAGUCCCAGGGUGUAUUUUUGCUUAGUCGUCCACCUCAUCUCUCCCUAAAACACAGGGCAUUCAACCCCCGCCUCCAUUUCCCCUCUCAGAGCCAUGGAGUCAGUGCCACAGCCUUUGCUAUGCAUCUCCCAGGCCUCUCCCUGGCGCUGACCCUGGAAUGACCACUGUCACUUCUUGUUCCCAUAGUCUGUACCCGGUGCGUUGAGGGCUGGGAGGGAUGCUGCCUGUCUCCUUCCCAUCUCCACCCCUGCUUUUGAUUUUCUGUCUUCCUUGUGGCCGAGCUGGUUGCCGUGGAGACGAGACUGCUCGCCCUCCCCGCCAGCCGGCUGCCCUGCCUCAGACCCAGGGUGCCCCUGGGCACUGCUCUGCCCCUCCUCCAGCAUGUCCUCCUGCCCUGACAACCCAGGGGCGUGCGAAGUGGGGGCAGCUGCAGCCAGCAGAUCUGCCACCCCUUUCCGUUCAGGUAAUACCGUUGUCAAUCUUCCAGCCGCUGGUUAGAGCCCGGGGUCCCCUCCUCUUACAGCAGCAAGGCAGCCUAGGGCCCCAGGCCUGUGGGCUCCCUGCCUCCCAGCACCCGCUUUUGGGAAAAUGACUUUUCCUCUUCGAGCUGAACCACUCUUGUCCAUAUUACACAGAAGCCAUAU